AUGACGAAUGGUAGAGUGCACGUACUAUCCGGACCAAGAGUUUAUAUGUACAGUAUUGAUACGUAUGAUCAAAUAAAAUCAGUUGUUGUUCCAUCGAAUUCAAAAUCGCUCAGAAUAGACAUGAUGAACAAUUAUUAUGUAUCUGGUGGUUCAAACGGCAUCUUUGUUUAUAACUCUGUAACAAAUACAUCAAUGACUAUUCCAGCAAUGUAUCCCUAUUAUCCUUCUAAUGGAUUAUUACAAACGAUGGACCUGCGAAACAGUUCAUCGGUACUCGUUCCAUUAAGUUCAAAUGCAAGCUCGUAUAUGCAUAAUGACAAUACAGUGUUUGUUGACGCUUCAGCGCGUUUAUAUGAUCAUCCAUUUGCCUUAACAACUGCCAUUGUCAUAACCAGUAAUGGUCAAUUGUUGGCAACCUAUUCAACAAGCCGUACAAUAAGCGGAAAAGCAUCCAAAUAUAAAUACUACUUUUUAGCCGCGUCAUCUGCAUCUCCACUUGUUAUUUAUGAAUAUUGA
Didymodactylos carnosus is the source of this 516-nucleotide messenger RNA. Lineage: Eukaryota; Metazoa; Rotifera; Eurotatoria; Philodinida; Philodinidae. The record is from the annotation of a GenBank genome assembly.